Molecule: messenger RNA, 876 nt
Organism: Musca domestica (house fly)
Lineage: Eukaryota; Metazoa; Arthropoda; Insecta; Diptera; Muscidae
Gene: Vha14-1
Product: V-type proton ATPase subunit F 1
Exons: 4
Coding region: 108-482 (124 amino acids)
Biological process (GO): proton transmembrane transport
Cellular component (GO): membrane; proton-transporting V-type ATPase, V1 domain
Molecular function (GO): proton-transporting ATPase activity, rotational mechanism
Source: RefSeq, a predicted model, not a curated record
GUUUUGACGUUUGUCAUCUGACCAACGAAGAAAUUUACAAUUACAUACACAUUUUCGUUGCAGUAUUCAUUUUCUACCACAAAAGGCUGAAAAAUUUUUAGGAAAAAAUGGCUUUGCAUUCAGCUAUUCGUGGAAAAUUGAUUUCAGUCAUUGGUGAUGAGGACACCUGUGUUGGUUUUUUGCUUGGUGGAGUUGGUGAAAUAAACAAGAACCGUCACCCAAAUUUCAUGGUUGUCGAUAAGAAUACUGCUGUCAGCGAAAUCGAAGAUUGUUUCAAGCGUUUCUUGAAACGCGAUGACAUCGACAUCAUCCUAAUUAACCAGAAUUGCGCUGAACUUAUUCGUCACGUGAUUGAUGCCCAUACAUCUCCAGUUCCUGCUGUUCUUGAAAUACCCUCCAAAGAUCAUCCUUAUGAUGCCAGCAAAGAUUCGAUUUUGAGACGUGCCAGGGGCAUGUUCAAUCCUGAAGAUUUGGUUCGUUAAGGAGUUCUCAAUACUGCAACAAAAUCGCCGAUGUCAUUAUGCUUCAAAUCCCAAAAUCGCUUUAAGUUAUACUUUUGUGAAAAUACUAUAAUAUAGUGCCGGGCGGUGACUUGUAAAGUGCUAUGUGUUUUAGUCCCUAUCAGUAAUUUAAAAAAGCAGGUGACUGGCGAAAUUCUUAGAUUUCUAUAUUGUUUCUUCCAUUCCAUAUUCAUAUCGUUAGGUGUCACCUGAAAGUGCAAUUUUAUUUUGUUCUGAGGUGGUUCACCAAUUAUGAUGACAUUUUAUUUUCAACUUUGUAUUCUUUUGUGUAUAGCUGUUUAUUGUUGGUUGUUCUAAACUGUAUUACAAAUAAAACAAAAGAAAAUUACCCAAUAAAUACAUAAGUAAACUAAAA